Amphiprion ocellaris (clown anemonefish) is the source of this 1305-nucleotide messenger RNA. It is a transcript of the gene nots, whose product is annotated as nothepsin. The transcript is spliced from 9 exons. The coding region runs from base 24 to 1244 and encodes 406 amino acids. Gene Ontology annotation, biological process: proteolysis. Lineage: Eukaryota; Metazoa; Chordata; Actinopteri; Pomacentridae. Gene Ontology annotation, molecular function: aspartic-type endopeptidase activity. The record is from RefSeq and is a predicted model, not a curated record.
CAGAGCUUCAGUAGGAUCCAAACAUGUUGAAGCUGCUGCUGCUGCUGCUGUUGUUCUGGACGAGUUCAGCGCUGGUCAGAGUUCCUCUCCGGCGGGUUCCUUCGAUUCGUUCUCAGCUGCGAGCCGUCGGCCUGCUGGAGGAGUUUCUGAAGGAUCACCGACCCGAUGCCUACAACCGCCGCUACGCUCAGUGCUUCCCAUCCGGGACGCCGUCUCUGAGGCUCGGACGCUCCAGCGAGAAGAUCUACAACUUCAUGGACACUCAGUAUUUUGGUGACAUCAGUUUAGGGACUCCGGAGCAGAACUUCUCGGUGAUUUUCGACACCGGAUCCGCCGACCUCUGGGUGCCGUCGUCCUACUGCGUCAGCACGGCCUGUGUGCAGCACAGACGUUUCAAGGCGUUUGAUUCGACAUCGUACCGUCAUGAUGGUCGGACGUUUGGGAUUCACUAUGGAACGGGACACCUGCUGGGAGUCAUGGCCAGAGACACGAUGAAGAUUGGGAGUCUGAUUGCAGUGAACCAAGAGUUCGGUGAGGCCGUGUACGAACCUGGCAACAUAUUCGUGCUGGGGAAGUUCGACGGUGUUCUAGGAAUGGCCUACCCUUCCCUGGCAGAGAUUCUUGGAAACCCUGUUUUCGACAACUUGUUGGCGCAGAAGGCGUUGGACAAGCCGGUGUUCUCGUUCUACCUCAGCAGGACAACAAGGACCACCAGCCCAGAGGGAGAACUGUUGCUAGGCGGAAUAGACGAGGCGCUGUACAGCGGACCAAUCAACUGGUUACCUGUAACUGCUAAGGGAUACUGGCAGAUUAAGAUGGACAGUGUGGCGGUGCAGGGUGUGAGCUCGUUUUGUCCUCAGGGAUGCCAGGCAGUUGUUGAUACUGGAACCUCCCUUAUUGCCGGACCGACCAAUGACAUCCUCAACCUCCAACAGCUGAUCGGAGCCACACCCACAAACUUCGGAGAGUUUCUUAUCGACUGCGUCAGGUUGUCCAGUUUACCUCAUGUGACAUUUGUUCUGGGUGGAACAGAGUACACACUGACCGCUGAGCAGUACGUGAGGAAGGAGAUGCUUGGCGACAGGGAGCUGUGUUUCAGCGGCUUCGAGGGCAUGGACAUCGUUUCCCCCGCGGGCCCUCUGUGGAUCCUGGGAGACGUCUUCCUGACAGAGUACUACAGCGUCUUCGACAGAGGACAGGACUGUGUGGGGCUAGCUCGUGCUAAGCAUCCAGCCGAAGAGUAGCCUGGUAGUCAAUGUGACUCAGAAUGACAGCAGUAUAACCAAUAAACACUGUGCAGUUAAA